AUGCCAAACUCUUUCUUGACUACACUUGUUGUGGAUUUCAAACUUAUAAAAGUACUUGAUUUUGAAGAUAGUCCUAUAAAGCAUCUUCCUGAAAGAGUGGGGAACCUCUUCCGUUUGCACUACUUAAGUGUGAAAAAUACAAAAAUAAAUGCACUUCCCAAGUCCCUUGGUAAGCUUCUCAACUUGGAGACAUUGAAUUUGAAGUGUUCUCUUGUCACUGAGCUUCCUCUUGAGAUCAAGAAUCUUAAGAAAUUGCGUUAUCUAGCAGCAUACAGUUCGAGCUUGAAUCGUAAUUAUGAAGGAGAUGUGAAAAUACAUGCGGGGUUUAGUUCUUUAAUGGAGUUGCAAAGGCUAAUUUUGGUGGAAGUUGACUUUAAGGAACUCAAAGAGCUUACAAAGCUAAGGCAAUUGAGAAAGUUAGGAAUUAGGCUCACAAAUGGAAACAAGAAGGAUCUAUGUGCUUGCAUUGGAAAUUUGGAAAAACUUGUAUCUCUGACUAUACUGUUGACAAGUAGAGAAGAAAUUCUUGAUAUAGAAUCGAUUUCUCCUCCUCAUGGUCUUCAGCGCCUCUACUUAACAGGAAAUAUGAAGAAGCUACCAUAUUGGAUUUUUAAACUUGAAUAUAUUGUCAGAAUUGGUUUGGAUUUGUCAGGAUUAACUGAUGAUCCCAUGAUAGUCCUUCAAGGCCUACCUAAUUUAUUGGAGCUUAGGCUAUGCGAGACAUGCCAUGGUGAGCAAUUACAUUUCAAAGAAGGUUGGUUUCCAAAACUAAAAAUUUUGCUCCUCGUUGACUUUAAAGAAGUGGAAUUGAUGAUAAUAGACAAAGGUGCAAAGCCUAACCUUGAAGAGUUACUUAUUGGACCAUACCCUCGAUUGAAAGAGAUUCCAAUUGGAAUUGAACAUCUGAGAAACCUAAGGAUUCUUAAGUUUUGUCUUAUGUUGAAAGAAAUUUGUUAUAUGAUAAAAGACAAGAAGUGGAAGAAAGUUACCCAACAUAUACCGGAGGUCCGUGUCACUUUCAAAAAGGAAGGAGAGUUAUUUCAUGUCACUACUAAGUAUUUCUUGUCUCUCUCACCCGUGAAUUUUGAGCAAUUUAUUGAAAAAUGGGUGUGA
Messenger RNA from Pistacia vera, 1113 nucleotides. Its product is annotated as disease resistance protein RPM1-like. The record is from RefSeq and is a predicted model, not a curated record. The transcript has a single exon. Lineage: Eukaryota; Viridiplantae; Streptophyta; Magnoliopsida; Sapindales; Anacardiaceae. Bases 1 to 1113 code for a protein of 370 amino acids.